Folsomia candida is the source of this 3336-nucleotide messenger RNA. RefSeq lists its product as uncharacterized. The transcript has 3 exons. Gene Ontology annotation, biological process: protein phosphorylation. Gene Ontology annotation, molecular function: ATP binding; protein kinase activity. NCBI's taxonomy places the organism in Eukaryota, Metazoa, Arthropoda, Collembola, Entomobryomorpha, Isotomidae. Bases 79 to 3294 code for a protein of 1071 amino acids. The record is from RefSeq and is a predicted model, not a curated record.
GAGUAUGCAGACAGGAAAUCUCUCCGCUAUUGGUUAAACACUCCUUACUGGAGGAGAAAGAAAGACGGAUGCGUAAUUAUGCACGAUAUUGCCAAAGGAUUAGAAUACUUACACGAAAAAAAGAUAAUUCACAGAGAUUUGAAACCUGAAAAUGUAGUCCUUCUUACUAAAGGGAGUUAUACUGUUGUAAAAAUUUGCGAUUUCGGUCUGGCUGUCAUACAAAGUGAUGGGGACUAUGGGUCGUUAACGAGUCAUGUGGGGACUUCAGGAUAUGCAAGUCCUGAAAUGGAUGGUGGAAAAUAUACGGAUUCUGUCGACAUUUAUGCGUUGGGUGUAAUUAUAACGGAAAUUUACGCAGCCUGUAAUUCCACCUUGGAAGAUGCUACAGGAAUAUUUUUGUCGUAUCUCAUGGAAUCAGAAAAUUAUCCGUUGCAUCCGGUUCAAUUCCAGCUACAGUUUCCGCACCUAUUAACCCCUCAAGAGGCCAUACUGCCCACCCUAAUGACAUCUCCUGACCCUGAACUUAGACCAUCCGCUAAAACUGUGCUAUCACAUUUAUUCUCCAUGUAUGCUGGACCUUCUCUAAUAGAGUUGCAUAAACCCCAGCCUUAUUACGACUACACGCCAGAAAAGCUCCAAAUUAACGGCACUCCUCAACAAUUCCUAACAUCCACAGAAAUAAUACCAAUCGCCAUCCAUAAGAAACUAAUUCCCCUCCUCGUUACAAAAGUUGUGCUUCGUCAUGUCAAAAUGGACCCAUCCUCCAUUAUGGAAAUGGUGAAACCGUUUAAAAAUUUGGAAUAUUUUUUCGUUCAUGGCGAAAAUAUGAAUCCCGACCAAGUCUCGUUUUUUAAGUCUGCCGUCAAAAUAGCUGAUCAUCAUAACAAGGGGCCCGAUUGGUAUUUGGCUCCAGAUCUUAAUCCUCACCCGAACCUGAAACACUUUACCUUUCACCAGCUAAAUUAUAGCGACAGUUUGUUAAAUUAUGCCGUCUUGAAACGUCUCAUGCUAACAAAUGUCAUGUUUUUCAUUCCCUGGCCAUACAAUAUGAAUCACCUCGUGAGAAAUAGGAUGCACAUCGAUAUAAAAUUUGGGACAGAUUUAAUCGUUAAUAUUAAUCCGGAAAAGGAUCAUUUUUAUAUAAAUGGGGAAGCAAGUUCUAAUUUGAUCUCGCUCUUAGUAAAUAUACCGUUUAAAACGGUGGAAAUUAAUAAUCUAAAUCCUAAAUUUACGCUUGCUGAUUUAAUGGAGCAACAAAAUUUGAUUAGGAAUGGUAACUACAUUUUACCGCCGGUGGAAGUUAGUUUAGAUGGACUUUCAAAAAUUCAUUUAAGAAAGCUAGUUUUGACAAAUACCACGGUUAAUUUACUAGGAAAUGGACUAUUUUUUGAAAGCUUUGAGAAUCUGGAAGAAUUAGAAUUUGAAGGGGAGCAGUUUUGUAUCACAGCAAACAGUAGACGACCUUUUGAAUUUAUUCACAUACCAAAGAAAUUGAAGAGCUUGAAGUUGGCGUUUGUCAAUAUUUUACCCCCAAGUGAACUUUGGGUGAGUCAAAUACCGUCGGUAAUCACAUUGGAAUACUUACAAUUUACCCAAUGUUACUUUCCGCCACAAUUUGAAGAAAUGCUUCUGGACUAUUUUAACGUGGAGAGUCUAUCAAUUUCAAAUAAUGAUUUAAAACAAAGACCAAAUUUUAAUUGGUUAUGGAGUCUGAGAAAAAUGAGAAAUCUCAAGAAAUUAAUGUUAUAUGAAUUUGAAUGGAUUGAUGGUGCUGAUGGAAUCCAAGAUUUCGUACAAGAUACAAUCUUACCUGUAUUUAAAUCGUAUAAAAUUCCGACGGAUUGUGCAAAUUUAGAAUUUUCCCGUUCUUUCGAUAUACUCCAGAAACACCCAAAUUUUUCCUUUUCCGUAUCACAAAUUUCUCUGGAUGAAAUUCACAAAGAAUUGAGAAAGAAAGAUCCAGUUGCAAAGGAAGACACCCUAAUUACUGAUGGCCUCUGUUUCGUACCCUCCUUCUCAGUCCCAGGAUAUCAACAGGUAGACGAUAAAUUAGAUUUAGCCAGUCCUUCGCAAUAUUAUUUUGAUGGAGAUUCGGAAAACAUGUGGAAAUUACCUAAAGACCAGAUUCAGUUUCCUCCCCCGAAAAAACUUAAGGAUAAAAAAGUUAAGGAAAUUGUCAUUAAAAAUGCAACCAUUGGAAAUAUUGCACUUCAACUUAUGGGUUGCAAUUUGUUGGAAUCUCUCUUCCUGGAGAAUGUAGUAUGGACGGCACAAACAAAGAUAAAGACGGACCUUGUCUCACUUAAAGUUUUCAAGUAUUUUGAAAGAUAUCUAGUUGUAGGAAAUAUGGAUCGUCUUUCGUGUGAUAAGCUAAACGACAUUUUGUUCUUUUCUAAGGAUGGGUAUACAAAUUUUUGGAAGCGUGACAUCAACAUCGUAAUUUCUUUAAGUGACCAAUUGAACGUAAUUCUGAACCAUGACCUGGGUGAGGUCACGGUACAAAGUGUGAAACAGGCUGAUGACCUCUUGGUCAAAUUGGGCAUUCAGACAGAAAGUGUCUCAUCCUUAAUUUUAAAUAAUUGCAACCUUCCUCACAAUUUGAUUCCGUCACAUUUGACGUCACUAAAUAUUCGGCACGUUGACGACGUGCUGUUCGAACAUUUGGUUACUCCACCGAAUAGAUUUCCAAAUUUGAAAAAUCUUUACUAUGAAGCUCACCGGAAUAAUGUGCAAGAUUUAGACAUGUCACAAAUUCCACAAAAUUUAGAAAAUUUACUGAUCGGUGGAAUGUCUGUGACUACUUUGGCAAGCGUUACUUGUAAAAAUCUAUCAUUUUCAAAUUGUACUUUCUGUCCCGAAUUUUUUCAAAGUUAUCCUCAGUUUUUAAAAGUGGAGAAACUUAUCUUUUUCGGAGGUCCGACCAGAACUCCGAAUGCGGAAGAGGUUUCUUCCCUAAUAGAGGAUAAGAAUUUAAUUUGGGUCGCUUUCAUACUUUUUGAUCCAAGCGAUGAGCACACAAUUGUCUAUGACCGUGAAAACAAACAGAAAUUGAAAACGUUUAUUGAGAGUGAAGAAGAAAGAGAAAAAUUUACAAGAAUUAUUAAUUGGUUAAAAUCAAGAGCUGAGUUUUGGAAUAGGGAGAAUGAGAAUCGUUUAAGCUUCGGAUCGAAACAAUUUUUAUUGCAGAGGAAUACCGUUCAGGAUGAGUGGAAAUGUGUGAUGGAUAAACGAGACGAGUAUUUUUUAUAUCCUGAGGUAAAAAAAUUGUCAGGACGGGACAAAUUGGUAUUAUAAUAAGAAUUUGCAAUGCAUAGAGAAAAUAAAAUUACUUUAAUU